AUGGCGUCCACAGCCAACCACACGGUGGGGAUGGAGUUAUACCUCACACUAUUCUCCGAAGCCCAGGAGCUCCAGCUUGUACAUGGCUUCCUGUUCUUGCUGAUUUACCUGGUGGCACUGGUGGGGAACCUUCUCAUCAUUGUCCUGGUCACCGUGGACCAGUGUCUCCACACCCCCAUGUACUUCUUCCUGAAGAACUUGUCCCUCCUGGAUGCUUGCCUUGUCUCAGUCACUGUCCCCAAAUUCAUUGUGAGCUCCUUGUGCCACAGGAGCACCAUCUCUUUCUCAGGAUGUGUCUCACAGGUCUGGUUGGUGAUUCAGUUUGCUGGGGCUGAGCUUUUCACCCUCACGGCCAUGUCCUAUGACAGCUAUGUGGCCAUCUGCCACCCCCUGCACUAUGACAUCAUCAUGAACAAGGGAGUCUGCCGGCUUCUGGUGUCUGGCUGCUGGCUUCUGGGAGCACUGGACAGCUUGCUGCUCAUGCCCAUCACCAUGAGCUUCUCCUUCUGCAAAUCCAGGAAGAUCCUGAGCUUCUUCUGCCUGCUGAGGCUUUCCUGCUCAGACGUCUCCCUCUACAAGAUGCUCAUGUACCUGUGCUGCAUCCUCAUGCUCCUCAUGCCCAUCAUGGUCAUCCCCAGCUCCUACACCCUCAUCCUGCUCCUCAUCCACAGCACCAGCUCAGCCGAGGACCACAGGAAGGCGCUGGCCAUCUGCUCUUCCCACAUGACAGUGGUGCUACUYUUCUUUGGUGCUGCCAUCUGCACUUACACGCUCCCUGGCUCCCACCACACAGCACAGCAUGAUGUGAUGGUGUCCACCUUCUACACCAUCCUCACCCUUGUGCUGAACCCCCUCAUCCACAGCCUGUGCAACAGAGAUGUCACUGCGACUCCGAGAAGCCUGCUGCAGUCAAGGAGGCCCCUCCCAAGGGUUCUGAGAGGGAGCACCUGGGAGUGA
Molecule: messenger RNA, 957 nt
Organism: Urocitellus parryii (Arctic ground squirrel)
Lineage: Eukaryota; Metazoa; Chordata; Mammalia; Rodentia; Sciuridae
Source: RefSeq, a predicted model, not a curated record